Molecule: messenger RNA, 696 nt
Organism: Zymoseptoria tritici IPO323
Lineage: Eukaryota; Fungi; Ascomycota; Dothideomycetes; Mycosphaerellales; Mycosphaerellaceae
Exons: 3
Coding region: 1-696 (231 amino acids)
Biological process (GO): transmembrane transport
Cellular component (GO): membrane
Molecular function (GO): transmembrane transporter activity
Source: RefSeq, a predicted model, not a curated record
AUGGACGAGCUGAAGAAGUCACCUGUCGAAGAGACGAGCACGAGCAUCGACUACGGCGUCUCCGAAGCAGGUCCGGUCAUCUAUAUCGAUCCAGCGAAGGAGGCGGCCUGCCGGAAAAAGUUCGACACGUACCUCGUGCCAAUCUCGGUCAUCUACCUCGUCCUGUCAACUUUGGAUCGCAACAACAUUGGUAAUGCUCGCGUAUUCGGCUUCGACGAAAGUCUCGGCCUUCAUGGCAACCAAUUCGGCAACAUUAUCACCCUCUCCUCCGUCUGCACCGUCGUCUUCGAGGUCCCCUGGGUCAUGUCCGUCAAGCGCUGCGGCGCCCGUAACGCCAUCGGCACGGCGUUCGUCUUGUGGAGCGCCUGCACGAUCGGGACGGCAUUCAUCCACACGUACGGCCAGCCAAUUGCGGUCCGAAUGCUGUUGAACGCUGCAGAGGCUGGACUGGCACAGGGUUUCGCAUUCCUGUUCUCUCAGAUCUACCCUCCCACGUUGGCGGGCAAGCGGAUUAUGACGACCAACAUCGCACAGUGUAUUUCUGGCGCAUUCGGCGGACUGUUUGCGUAUGCCUUCCAGACCACGGGUGCCCGGAACGGACUCGAAGCGUGGAGAUGGCUGUUCAUCAUCGAGUUUCUCAUCACUCACUGUCGUCAUCUGUGGUGUUGGAUUGUUCUUCCUUCCCAAUACACCUGA